AUGGAUAGUGAUAUCGCGAGACUAGCAAUUAUAGACUGUAUUUCAAAUAUUGAAAGUUGCCGAGAAACGCAGUGUGAUAUGGACGCAAUUUAUAGUAACCUUUGUGAAGCCAUAACCGGCGAAAUAAACAGAAAAUUGCCAAAAUAUGAAUCUCGGUCAACUAAUAAACGUCACAAAACUAGAAAGCCGUACUGGAAUGACACUUUAUCAGAACAGUGGCAACGGUUACGUCAGCGGGAACGUGAGUUUCUAAAAUGUUGUAAUAACCAUCGAGUCAAAACAGCGUUGAGGCGUGAAUACAUACAUGCAAGGGACAGUUUCGAUAAAUCGUUGCGGCAAGCAGAACGCGCGUACAGGAAAGAAAAAUCGAUUGAAAUAGAAACUAUAUCGACAAAUAAUCCCAACGAAUUCUGGGAUAAGAUAAACAAGCUGGGUCCACGUAGUGAUAAAUCUAUCCCGUGUGAAAUUAUAGACGAAAAUGGUAACGUUGUGCGAAAUGAAAACGAAGUUCUUGAAAAAUGGAAGCUUGACUUUGAGAGUUUAUACAACGGAACAGAUAAUAGCGAAUUCGAUAGUGAGCAUUAUAGACGGGCAAAGGUGCAUAAAUUACUAUUAGAAAACAAUAUCAAUGACCCUUUGUAUACCUCAAACGUAACGCUUAACGGCAAUAUCACGUUAACGGAGAUAAGUGACCUAGUAAUGAAAGCUAAAUCACGUUCUGCCGGCGGCUAUGACGACAUUCCAUACUUUGUGCUUAAAUGCCCCGUUAUUAUAGCAACAUUGAGAGAACUGUUUCAAUUAAUGUUUGACACUGGCAUUAUACCCUCAAUUUGGAGAAAGUCGAUCAUUUGCCCUAUUCUGAAGGACCCCUUGUCAGAUCCACGUGUCCCCUUACACUACCGAGGAGUAAGUCUACUUUCAUGCGUGAGCAAGCUCUACACUGGAUUUAUUAAUAAGCGUUUGACUAGGUAUAUAGACGAGUACAAAAUCCUUGAAGACGAGCAAAACGGGUUUAGGCGUAAUCGAUCAUGCGAAGACCACGUGUUCUCACUUAACGGCAUCAUACGUAACAAUACAACGGUAUUUACAGCGUUUAUUGAUCUACGUAAAUGCUUUGAUUUCAUCGAUAUCGACAUGUUGUUAUACAAAUUGUUGCUAAACGGCAUUGACGGUAAAAUAUAUACAUCAAUAAAGAGCAUUUACAAACAUUCCACUGCUAGUGUACGCUUAAAUAACAUGCUAACGGACUGGUUCACGUGUCUUACCGGCGUAAAACAGGGUGAUACGGCGUCGCCACCGCUAUUCUCAAUAUUUGCCAAUGACCUUGUAAAAGAAGUGAAUGACCUUGACCUUGGUUUUGAACUUAAUGGUAAAAAGGUUUCAAUGCUGUUGUAUGCAGAUGAUAUCGUUUGUAUAGCUAAGACAGAGGAAGAUCUACAACGUAUUUUAGACACGUUACGUGAUUGGUGUAGACGUUGGCGCGUACUCAUUAACACUGAAAAAUCUUCAUGUUCACUUCCGCCGAGGCCGCGCUGCAUGCACAGACUUUUCAUUCAGGAUUGGUGA
Molecule: messenger RNA, 1566 nt
Organism: Ruditapes philippinarum (Manila clam)
Lineage: Eukaryota; Metazoa; Mollusca; Bivalvia; Venerida; Veneridae
Exons: 1
Coding region: 1-1566 (521 amino acids)
Source: RefSeq, a predicted model, not a curated record